ACUACUUUUUAACUACAAUCAGGUAGUUUAACUACAUGUAGUUAACUACUGGCCAUCACUGGUAAUCAGAUCGUUCUGGUUGAAUCAUUGCUACAUACUCUUAUUACAACACCCAGGCACUUCAGCAAUGGCCAGCGUGGCCUCACGCCCAGAAGCACGUGCAAUGCCAGACUAUGUGAAAAAGUCGUAAUAGUCCCAUAAUUCAUAACGAACUAUUUCCAGAGUUCCAGAAGCAAGUCUUGAAGAACCAAUAUUUACUACGCAUGGUUCAGCAGCAACUGUUCGACUUGGUCUCAGGUCUUGCUCCUGUACGGCAGAGCCUGUCAGAAACCCCGCAGCUCCUCUCAUCACCAUUUCAUACUGUCAAUGAUCUUGAAAAAUUCGAAAGUGAACUCACCCCUGAGCAGGAAAAACAGGCGGUGAGGGAGCUCACAUCACUAGGGGGAAGCUCUGUCCGUUCCGCUGUGAGGAGGAUUCUGUCGCACACCUUCAGGAAUGCGCUGGCACAGCAGUACAGCUGGGAAGGCCGUAAAGGCAAACUGAAGUUUGUGGAACUUAAGUUCUCUCGCGUAAUAAUGCGCGCACUGCAAGUUCAGGAGAAGUUUUCCAAGGCAUCAAAAUACGAGGUGGAAGCAGAAAUCAAAGAGUGGCUGAGACAUGCUUCAGAGAGGUGUAAGAGAGCACACUUAUCGGAACCAGCCUCCGUGUGAACAGGUGCUAGAAGUCGAGUAUACCCCAGGAGCUAGAUGCAAAGGAAAUGUAACCCCACCCAAGGACUUACGCUUCACAGCAAAGAAGCAAGAUUUCCUGUUCUGUAUUGUUAUCCAGCCUACCGAGUCUAGUCUAUCCCAGUCUAGUCACUAGACUUUUUUCUAUUUUUUUUUUUUUUUUUGAUGGGGGGUUAUAUAUCUGCAGAAGCCACCAUAUACAGGGUGUUCUAGGUAAAUCCCUGGGCUGGAUGAUUGAGAGACGACUGCGCCGAGAAACCUUAUUUUUGCAGGCAUCCGUGAGUCACUGACCAUGACCUACACAGCACGAAACUAUUUUGCAUACAAUCAUUAAUUAUAUAGAAACAGAAAAUCAGUUUGGUAAAAAACUAGCUUUUAACUACAGUCAGACUGAAGUGGGAAAUCUAUUACGCCUUGUGGAGCUGCAGAUGAUACUUUUUUGUGGAAGAAAAAACCUGAUAGACUGCAGUCUGGUUUUUAUUAAUUAAUAGGUUAUGGUUAACGUAAUUCUUUCAUGGAAAGCCGCAAAAGACACUCCAUUCUUCCAUUUUCCACCUCAAGAUUACGUGGGUAGCUUAUUGACACUGCCUCAACGAUGCCUGCAAGAAAGUAAGUUUCCUGAUACGUGCAGCUCUCUCUGAAUUAUCCAGCCUGCGGUUUAUCUGAAGCACCCUGUAUACACACAACAAUGCUGUCCUGCCAACUGUAUUUUAUAACUCAUUUUUACUUUCUGGGUAUUACUUUAACUACUUUGUGAGUCAGCAGACCAUUCCCUUUUAAUGGCAUCAUAUCAAUAUAACGGAGCUCCAUUGCAUCAUGCUUUAUGCAGCGGAAAUGUCCUAGCCUCUGUCGGGCCAAUCAUAUGCUCAUUUUUAACUCUGAUAUAAACUGUGUAUAUGCAGAAUGCAGGCUGUGCUGCAUUUUGUAAUUAUGGCUAUUUUUAUGAUGUAUUUUGUACUUAAAGAAAGUUAAUUUUUGACGCAGCAAACUAUUGAGCGUUGUCUUCAAGCACUGUAUUUGUCGUUUGCAAUGAAUGAAGUUAAG
Ornithodoros turicata is the source of this 1772-nucleotide messenger RNA. RefSeq lists its product as uncharacterized. Lineage: Eukaryota; Metazoa; Arthropoda; Arachnida; Ixodida; Argasidae. The coding region runs from base 264 to 710 and encodes 148 amino acids. The transcript is spliced from 4 exons. The record is from RefSeq and is a predicted model, not a curated record.